AUGCCGCAGGCACGCUGGUGGAACGCUGUUAUCGCGAGCGGCCGGACUAGGACGUGGGAACAAUUGCCUGUCACCGCUGUCGGGUGGUCAGGGACGCCAGGAGGCAGAGGAUCCGUCGUAGCUGCUGCAACACGACUGACGUCCACCGCCGCCGCGACGGGGACGGUAGUCCAGCGGCCGGCCGCCGUCAGAACAACAUUACGUCGCGGUAUGGCGAGCGUCACGUCCGGCGGCAAGGUCCUCACCGAGGACAAUGUGUUCACGAACCUCCGGAAAAUGGAGUACGCGGUACGGGGGCCGCUUCUCAUACGCGCCCUCGAGAUCGAGAAGGAGCUCCAGAAGGGGGCCAAGAAGCCAUUCAAGGAGGUGAUAAAAGCCAAUGUGGGAGAUGCACAUGCUAUGGGUCAGCAGCCAAUCACCUUCCUGAGGCAAGUGCUGACCCUGACAGUGUCGCCGAAUCUCCUCGAUGAUCCCAGUUACCCUGAGGACGCGAAGGAACGAGCUAGGAGGAUCCUGUGUGGCUGCAAAGGAGGCAGUGUUGGCUCGUAUUCGGAAUCAGCAGGGAUCGAGGUCAUCCGCAAGCAUGUAGCCCAGUACAUAGAGGAUCGUGAUGGGAUUCCUUCUGACUAUCGCAACAUCAUCCUCUCAAAUGGCGCUUCCGAUGGAAUCAAAUCGUUCCUGAAGCUGUUCAAUGAAAGAUUAGAUGGAAAACCAUCCGGCGUGAUGAUCCCUAUACCUCAGUAUCCUCUCUACUCUGCUACAUUAGCAGAAUUUGGCCUCGCUCAGAUUGGCUACUAUCUAAACGAGGAGAACAAGUGGGCGCUGGAUAUCUCUGAAUUAGAAAGAUCUUUAAAUGCGUCGCACAGAGCCUGCAAUCCACGGGUAUUAGUGGUAAUUAAUCCUGGUAACCCAACCGGCCAAGUUCUGACGCGCAGCAAUAUCGAGGAUAUCAUUCGAUUCGCGCACAAGAACCGGCUGUUCCUAUUGGCCGACGAGGUUUACCAGGACAAUGUCUACGACAAGGACAGUGCAUUCCACUCGUUCAAGAAAGUCAUGACGGAGAUGGGAGAGCCAUACUCUAAAAUGGAACUAGCAUCGUUUAUGUCUGUGUCUAAAGGUUAUAUGGGCGAAUGUGGAAUCCGCGGUGGAUACGGGGAAAUCAUUAACAUGGAUCCCAAAGUGAUGGCGAUUCUGUUGAAAUCUAUCUCAGCUAUGCUGUGCCCCACUGUCCUUGGUCAGGUCGUAAUGGAUGUCGUGGUAAAUCCACCGAAACCGAACGAACUAUCUUAUAAAUUAUUUGUGAAGGAGAAAGAAGAUACUCUUCGAUCACUGGCAGAAAGGUCGCAACUGGUGGUUGAUACGUUGAACAGCAUUCCAGGCUUCAAGGUGAACCCAGCCAUGGGUGCUAUGUAUGUGUUCCCACGAAUCGACUUGCCAAAGAAAGCCAUACAAGCAGCUGAGGCGGAUGGUCAACAUCCUGACGUGUUCUAUGCCUUCAAACUGUUAGAAACGACCGGCAUAUGCGUGAUACCUGGCUCUGGUUUUGGGCAACGACCCGGAACGUAUCACUUUAGGACCACAAUUUUACCGCAAAAGGAGAAAAUCAAAACGAUGCUCGAGAGCUUGAAACAGUUCCAUCUGAAGUUCCUGGAAGAGUACAAAUAAUCGUAAAAUUGUAACACCGUUGCAUUUGAAUUAGUACUUGAAAUGCCAGGAUAACGAUAAUGCAGAUUCUCGAAAUUUAUACACACGAGGAGAAGCGGUGUACCUAGUACGCUCGUGCAAACUUAAAAAGAAUUUCUUUAUACUUAUGGAACUUUUUUCGAAAAAGUAUUUACUGCAUUUUGUAACAAAGAAUCACAGAAAAGAUUUACGGGAUUGUUGAAGAAUUUAUUGGCACAAGUUUCUGGCAUGGAUAGAUGAAUAGAUUAUUGUCUACACGAAUGACAUUCACGAUUCGACGAACACACUGUAUAUAGUAUGAAUUUGUAAUUGUGUUGAGAAGCUGAUGAACUUAUUUUUGUUUUUCAGGAUCGUGGAGUGCGUGGUGGGGUGUCUGAGAGUAUGCGUGUAGUAAUUCGUGGAUGAUGUCGCGCGAUUAUACGAUAUGUUUUUAUAAUACUCACAACGAUUUUAUCAAAUCAAGUACAUUCAGUCAGCUUCUACCUGCUAUUAGAAAUCCACGUACUGUUUAUGUUGCUAAAAGUACUCUGUUCGCGAGAAGUAAUAAACCUGUUCACCGUUACCGAUCUAAGUGGAACAAGUAUGUGAACAUAAAGGUUUUCACAGUGAUCAGGAUAAUCACAGUUCAUUAUAGAUGCAAGAAAAUUGACCGAC
Messenger RNA from Dufourea novaeangliae, 2337 nucleotides. RefSeq names its product alanine aminotransferase 1. Gene Ontology annotation, biological process: biosynthetic process. Bases 1 to 1665 code for a protein of 554 amino acids. The transcript is spliced from 5 exons. Lineage: Eukaryota; Metazoa; Arthropoda; Insecta; Hymenoptera; Halictidae. The record is from RefSeq and is a predicted model, not a curated record. Gene Ontology annotation, molecular function: L-alanine:2-oxoglutarate transaminase activity; pyridoxal phosphate binding.